ACUUAUAUUUCGAAGUUUUAAACAGAUCGUGUCGCUUCAAGUCGUACCCAAAGCCUCCGCGUCCACACCUACUGGAUCCUAUCUCGUCCUGUACGGCUCCUAUGAAUUGUGGAAGGAUCUGAGAAGGAAGAGGCGGCGUACCCCAACAUCAGCCAUACCUCUUCAGUCCAAAAGCGAUUCCUGGAGGGUCGAGCCAUGGACCAGAAUCCGGAGACCCCGUGUGUAUGCAAGACGGAUGAAUCCCUCACGACGUCAUGCAACCCCAUACGUCAACUGCUCAACUUCGUCGGCAUCUCCUACGAAGGCAACCAGCUUUUCGCAGGCAUCGCCCGCAAAUACCACAUGCCUAUUGAUCACAUAAACUUUGUCGCAUCACAAUUACUGGCUGGGAUCCUUGCCAUUAUAUUUGGGGUGUACAUAAGGCCAAGACCGGAUAAUUACGAAAAACGUCUGUGGUACUUGUUAGUGUUUGGUUUUUUCAUAGCAGUAGUCACAUUUGGCCCGCAAACAUUUCAUUUAAUUCUAUUACCUUCAAUAUGUUACAUCCCUAUGAAAUUCAUGAAAUCAAAAUUGAUGCCUUGUUAUGUUUUAACAAUAGCUAUGUUCUAUCUUUCUCUGGUACACAUCCAUCGGUUGUGGUACGGAGCUGUAUCAUUGGACAUAACAGGCCCAAUGAUGGUAAUGACACAGAAAAUAACUUCUCUAGCUUAUUGUAUACAAGACGGCAGCCUUCAAUCACAGGAUUCGUUGACUAACACGCAGAAAUACUAUGCUAUUAAGGAAGUGCCGGUCUUGCUUGAAUACUUCAGCUAUAUAUUUCAGUUCCAAACCUUAAUGGCAGGACCUUUCAUACUAUUUAAAGACUUUAAGGAAUUUAUAACCGGAAGAAACUUCAAGAAAUAUGAAUAUGUCAUGUUAAAAGACUUGAAGGAUCCCGGUUUGUACUGUGAGCCUUCCCCUUUCAUACCAGCAAUGCAAAAAUUAAUUGUUAGUGUUAUUUGUGCAUUAGUAUUUAUACUUGUCACAUGCCCAAUUGAAAGGCUAAAAGACGAGGAUUUUCUGGCAAAAGGCAUUCCAUACCAGAUGUGCUAUAUAAUCUUGGCCACCUCACUAGUUCGAUUUAAGUAUUAUCAUGCUUGGAUCCUUGCCGAUGCGAUAUGCAACCUAUCAGGUCUUGGUUUCAACGGAUACGAUCCGAUAACUAAGAAAGCAAAGUGGGAUUUAACUAGUAAUGUAGAUAUUUAUAAUUUUGAGUUGGGAACAAAUAUUCGAGAGUCGAUUGACAGUUGGAACAAAGGAACGAACCUGUGGCUCAAACUUAUAGUAUAUUCACGGGUUAAAAAAUAUAAUGUUCUGCUAACUUAUUUAUUGUCGGCUCUUUGGCAUGGGUUCUAUCCCGGCUAUUAUAUGACUUUCUUGAGCGGAGCAUUGUUCACAGUUGCUGCGAGAGUUGUGAGAGGAAGUCUCAGGCCUUAUUUCCAAACUUCACAAAGCAAGAUAAUGUUUUACAACGUGCUGACCAUAUUUGUUACAAGGAUCAUCAUGGGCUACCUUACUUUCAGUUUUGUACUACUUGAGUUCUGGGCGAGCCUGCUUGUCUUCUGGCAUAUGUACUUCUUCCUUCAUAUAUUGGCUGUGCUGUCGAUCGUAUUUCUCCCCAGAUUAUUAGGUCCGACUGAAGCGCCAUUACGUAACAGACUGACAAAAUUAGUUGCUAAUAGUAAUGGUGUUAACAGCCUACAUGGAUAGUACACUUAAAAACAGCUUCAGAACAGCUUGUCGCUGUUUUAACUUUCACCGACUCUUUUAGACUUGUCUCUUUGUCGUAUUUAACAUUGAGAAUUAAGACAUGCAUUUAAUUUACUUGUUGGAAAAAUCAAGUAUAAAAUUGUUCAAGCAAAGUGGAGCUCAAAGGCUUUUUUGUACAUUGAAUUCUUUUUAGAGUUAGUUAUUCGACGUUAGGAAAGGAUUUUAUUAAUUCUGCACAACUGUGUAACUUUUUGGCAUAAAUGUUACAGAAGCACAUUGAGAUAGCACAACGUCUUUUGAUGUUAAAAUGAUAAAAUUCUGUUGUGCGUAGGCUUUUAGCUUCAAAAGGUGCUUCCAGUUAAAAAAGGAAAGACGUUUGAUAGAUUUUGAAAGUGAUAAGGGUUUUUUCCUUGUACUCACUAAACUGUCUAGCUUAUAAUUGUUUAAGUAACACAAAAUAACACAUUUUUAUUUUAGUACUUUCUUUUAAGCAAAAUGUAGGCUGUUAAGUUAAUUUCUUGUUUCUAGUAGUUAAAAGUCUUCCAUUGUGUUUUCCACGCAUAAUAGGUGUAAUUAAGUAAAUUGAAUUGCUGAAAAAUACAAAUUAGCUGCAAGAAAUUGGAAUGAGACUAAAAUUACAUUGAUGUAGCAGUUAUGAUUAAAAAAAAAAAAAAAAAAUUGGCUGUGCUCUCAUUUCAAGGUAGAAUCGUGCUGCAUUACAUUCUGAGCUAACUGUAAAUACAUUUGUCUAUUCUUGUAUAUUCGUUUAUUUUGAAGGAUAAGCAUUUUUAGUCCUGUUAUUAAUAUUUGUGCAUGAAGCAAGUUUUCGAUUAAAUGUAAUCCUGGGAAUGGUUUACAGAGAAUAUAUUAAACAGCAUUAUUUUAAAUUAUUGAUUAUUUAAUGAUUAAGAGGCGAUGGAAUUCAAUUUACAUAUACUACGAGCUAGAAUUUGAUCCAGUCUCUGUGAUCAAUUUUAAAAAGUUCAGUAAUAAAACGAUAAUUGAAGAACCUUUGAGCAGGCUUUAAUAAGGUGUCCGGGUAGAUUUAUUCGACUAAUGUACAUUUAAAUAGCAAUUAGAGUUUUAAAAUAUAAGGAGAAUUUUCACAUAAUUUUAUAAUAUUCAAUGCUAGUCAGUGCCUAGGAAGAUUUACUUACUCAUUCAUUAACAGCCCUGCUUUUUCUGUAGACCCAAUUGGUUGUGAUGGCUGUAAAUAGUCCUAACAAAUUUGUAUUGUAAUGCAACGAAAUUUAAAAAAAAAAAAA
Molecule: messenger RNA, 3014 nt
Organism: Cimex lectularius (bed bug)
Lineage: Eukaryota; Metazoa; Arthropoda; Insecta; Hemiptera; Cimicidae
Gene: oys
Product: lysophospholipid acyltransferase 1
Exons: 11
Coding region: 196-1749 (517 amino acids)
Biological process (GO): lipid modification
Cellular component (GO): membrane
Molecular function (GO): acyltransferase activity
Source: RefSeq, a predicted model, not a curated record